Fusarium redolens is the source of this 1261-nucleotide messenger RNA. RefSeq lists its product as uncharacterized. The record is from RefSeq and is a predicted model, not a curated record. NCBI's taxonomy places the organism in Eukaryota, Fungi, Ascomycota, Sordariomycetes, Hypocreales, Nectriaceae. The transcript has a single exon. The coding region runs from base 413 to 1000 and encodes 195 amino acids.
CAUGUACGUGCGUCUUCAUAUGUCUGCCUUACCUUAGAGCCAUGCCAAAUUGAAAGGGUCUUCCUCAUUCAUCCUAUCAGUUUAGGUCUCUGAGCAUAACGGUGUGAUCACUGGCCACUCAUAUGAAAGUCGAUGCUCCCCCUAAAAAGCUGUACAAUCAUUAUGCCAUCACAUGACCCCGUUCGAGUACAACCAGAGAACAUAAACUCAUAUUGUGAUUGUAAAAAAAGGUUCCGCCGAGCGAUUUGGUGUUUCUGAUGGUGAUGGCUCGGACGCAUACGAUUUUAUUGAUGAACAUGGAAAGCCGUCAUCUCCGAGUGUAAAGAAUAAAAUAGUCACCAGCAGGGCACACGGGCGGGCAUUGUUCUAGGUGGAACAGUCUCUGACCUGGCCCCCAGAAAUACAAACCAGGAUGCAAAGGUAUAAAGGUGAAGGCGGCAAGACUAGCAACAACGACGCAGCGCGGAUCAAGGUCUCGGUCUGCAGCAAAGGCAAUGAGCCUAUUACUGUACAGACCCGCGGCCGCCAACGUUUCCUCACUCCCAACGUCCCAUACCUACCAGAUGCAGAGUUCCCCCCUGAAGAUUCCCGUCCUCGCAUUAUCGACCCAGAAUCACCAACACCUCGUGCAUCAAUCCAAGUCCUUGACAUUUCCACAGGGGAAAUCGUCCUCGAAGCAGCCAAACCCGGUCCUUGUGGUCUACAUCAGGAGGAAGAUCCACGCCCGACGCUAGAGUUUCUUACAACCCUGGAGCCUGACGAACCACUUGUCAGAUAUGUAGACGUUAGCAGCUUGAUAUCUAAGCUCCCGGAUGGGAAGUAUGGUCUUCGGAUGGAACCUAGGGGUAUGUGGUGGUGCACUGGUGGCUAUGGGGAUUUUGGGAUUGAGCCUGAGGAUCGUGUGCCUCACCAUGUCUUUUCGACUCUGAUCCCUCCAGACAUAUUAAGGUGCGAGGAUGUUGUGGAGCUGAAGAUAAAGAAUGGAACUGUGCUGCCGUAAUUUGAGAGUCUGGAGAUUCUCAUCAUCAUAGUUGAACAUUGAGUUAUUUAAGAUCAAGUGCCGCUUAUCCGGCCUGUGUAGUUUCUCUCUUUCAAGCUAGGAUGCGACGUUUCCUCGCUUACUUUCUCCGAAUCCGAGAUGCAGCUUUCAAAGGCUCUAUAAUCCAACUUUGAUCCAAAUCAUUCGGAUCAUCCCCCGCCGAAGUAAACCAUACAACUUCGAACCCCAGGACCUUGGAACUCUUUGGGAAUACAAAUGAAG